This is a messenger RNA of Knipowitschia caucasica, 654 nucleotides long. NCBI's taxonomy places the organism in Eukaryota, Metazoa, Chordata, Actinopteri, Gobiiformes, Gobiidae. The record is from the annotation of a GenBank genome assembly.
AUGGCAGAAGUGAAACUGGAGGAAGACUCUGAGCUCAGGGACAUAAAGGAGGAACCACAGGACCCUGAAUCUACAAAGUCCAUCUACAGAAUGGGGGUCACCUGUGAUCACAGCUACCUGGGCUACAGCAGCUACCUGGGCUACAGCAGCUACCUGGGCUACAGCAGCUACCUGGGCUACAGCAGCUACUUGGGCUACAGCAGCUACCUGGGCUACAGCAGCUACCUGGGCUACAGCAGCUACCUGGGCUACAGCAGCUACCUGGGCUACAGCAGCUACCUGGGCUACAGCAGCUACCUGGGCUACAGCAGCUACCUGGGCCACAGCAGCUACCUGGGCCACAGCAGCUACCUGGGCCACAGCAGCUACCUGGGCUACAGCAGCUACCCAGGCCAACAUCACCACCCAUCACAACUAAACCCACCCCCGGAUUGUGGUUGUGCCUGUUGGGGUGCCUGUUGGGGUGCCUGUUGGGACGCCUGUUGGGGUGCCUGUUGGGACGCCUGUUGGGGUGCCUGUUGGGACGCCUGUUGGGGUGCCUGUUGGGACGCCUGUUGGGGUGCCUGUUGGGACGCCUGUUGGGACGCCUGUUGGGACGCCUGUUGGGACGCCUGUUGGGACGCCUGUUGGGAUGCCUGUUGGGACGCCUGCUGA